UACGGGUCAAAAUAAGUAAAGGGGCCUAUAUGUAAUUGUUGUAUAGUCUAGGGGGUUAUUGGUAGUUAGUGGCUAUAUAGUGUGUGCGUUGUAACAGACUUAACCAUCGAAUGAAUUGAGUUUUUCCUCUUCUCUUGUGUUCUUCUUCUCUAUCUUUCGAUCAUCUACUGUUAUUACGAAACUGUUCGUAACAAUGGUAUCAGAGCAAUCUUUCCUCACGACCGUGGGUUAAGAUUCGGGUAACAACGGUGUUCUACUGCAGCAAUCGAAUUAGGGUUCAACAAUCAGAUUUGGGUGACUUCGAAUUAGGGCAAGAAACGGUUCAACCAUCGGUUCUGGUGAUUCACAACAGUGUCCAGCAAUCAAGAAAUUAUUGAAACAACAUGGAAUUGGCUUUGGACAAGAUUAUGUCAAUACGGCAAGAAGGUACUGUCAGAGAUUAUUGCGAUUCAUUCCUCUUAUUGUUCGAUCAGGUUAGAAACUCUGAAGAAAUGUCUGAUUUCUAUGCUAUCUACCUGUUCAUAUGUGGUUUAGAACCAAGAAUUAGGAAUAUCUUUGUCGAAUGGCAUCAAUAUAGUUGCACUAAGGUGAAAGAUGUGAUUUCAUUGGCUUUAAAAAUUGAUUCUAAUGGCUUGCAAGAUUCUUUCUCUCCAUUUGAUCCAAAUUCUUCUUUUUAUAACAAAGAUUUAGAGUUUGAUAUUAAUAUCACUCUUGAAGAAUUGAUGAAAGACAAUGAGUUUUUCAAGAAUGGAAAAAUUCAAGAAGCCGACAUUGUUCAAGAAAUGAUUGACGAUGAAGUAAUUGAUGAGUCUACUGUUUUUGUUCAUAAAAGCACUAAAGAUAAGGAGAUUUGUGAUGAGUCUAUUGUUUUUGUUCAAGAACUCGGUGAUAAUGAGUUUUUAGGAACUGAUUUUUCUAAGAAUUUACAUGGUAGUGAGUCUUUCAAGCAAGAUGUGGGUGUUGAAUUUGAAAGGGUUAAUGUUGACAACAGCACAACAGUCCCUGUGAUACUUUAUGAUCAAGAAAACAUAGGACUUAAGGCUCGAUUUGAUAUGGUGCAGAAAAGUCUUGAAAAUAUUCUAGUUGACCCAUUAGUUGUGUUAAAUCGGGAAGGUGUGGUUGUGGAAAAAAUUCAGGUAAGGAAAAAAUGGUAUGUGAAGUUACAUUCUGGUGAUAUCCUUAGAUACGGGUUUUCAUCUCGCUUGUAUAGAUUUCAAGAAGAAACAGAAAAUGCCCUUAAGGUGCUGGCUAAAAUGUGGAAAAAACUUAGAAGUGAAAAGCAUAAGUUUGAGUUGGCGAGGGUAAAAACGUUUGAAUGGAAACCGGGUUGGCAAUAUGUAUUAAAAAUGAGUUUUUUGUUCCAAGAAAGUUGGUUCCUAUCAUUCAAUUGGGUUUUCCACACAUAUACUGCAUAUCUAAGUCCUAAUGGUAACUGUUUUAUAACAUUUGAGGGCUGCAGAACAUGCAUUUUCAUAGUUCAGGUUCGUAGUCAUGGUGCUCAGUUUGUUUGUGUUUCUAGUGGUGCUGAUAGUUUGUUAAAACUCUGGAGUAUUAAGACAGCAGAGGGUAGUUUGGUAAAACUAUGGAGUAUUAAGGCAUAUUGGAACUGGUCAAGUGGUAAAAAAAAUGGUUGGUGUCUAAAUUGGGAAGUCAACAGAGUGAUCAGUUUGUUGUUGCAACUUUUGAGUGUGCUUGUGCUCCAACUGUGGAUUAGGGAAGCUAUUAAAAUGAUAUUCUUUAUGCAACAAUGUCAAAUGCUAUUGAAGUUGGAGCAAAAUAUAGGUGAAGACAUGACGGAUUAUUUGGACAACUCAUACUGCAUUACCUUCGGCGGAUACUGUUGUGGUCUUCAUUGUUGGAAUAAAGCACAUGCAUUUGUUUUUGAUACUUGUGAUUAGUGGGUAUCUUAUUAUUAUUUUGACUUUUGAGGUCAAAAGUCUUAUAAGGGGAGAGUAUUGUUACGGGUCAAAAUAAGUAAAGGGGCCUAUAUGUAAUUGUUGUAUAGUCUAGGGGGUUAUUGGUAGUUAGUGGCUAUAUAGUGUGUGCGUUGUAACAGACUUAACCAUCGAAUGAAUUGAGUUUUUCCUCUUCUCUUGUGUUCUUCUUCUCUAUCUUUCGAUCAUCUACUGUUAUUACGAAACUGUUCGUAACAAAAUAUCAGUGGGCGCUUGACGAUUACUAUGAAAGCAAGGGAUCGGAUAAAGUUGACGCACAGGUGACACAUGCAGCCCCGAAAGCUCAAAGGGUGUAACAUAUGCUUAGUUGGCAGGAUGGGAUUUGGUUGAGAAAGAACACCUUCAUAAUGUCUUUUUGAGCAUGCUAUGUCUAUAAGAUGACUUGGUUCUUGGGUGGAUCUGAUUGGAUCAGUCUACAUGAUUAUUGGAACUUGACCAUGAAUGUUUUGGUUCACGGUUGGACUGUUAUUUAGUAACGAGUAUGAUUCAUGUAGUUUGAUCUGUUUAUGGUCUUUUUAAUCA
Messenger RNA from Helianthus annuus (common sunflower), 2477 nucleotides. RefSeq lists its product as uncharacterized. The transcript is spliced from 3 exons. The record is from RefSeq and is a predicted model, not a curated record. Lineage: Eukaryota; Viridiplantae; Streptophyta; Magnoliopsida; Asterales; Asteraceae. The coding region runs from base 384 to 1898 and encodes 504 amino acids.